UAUAAAAAUUAAUAGAGAAGAAACUAUUCAUUUCUUCACCAUUUGGAAACAACAACAACAACACAGCGAACCGAGAGAAAUAAAAAGUUGAAAAGAUGUCUCUAUUAAAGAAACAGUCCACUUCUGCAGAGAUCAGUGCCUACAGGGACCAACAUUUUAAGGGCAGUAGAACAGAACAAGAACGGAAGCUGAAGAUGAGCACCACCCUGUAUAUAGGAAACCUGUCCUUCUACACAACGGAGGAACAGAUUCAUGAGCUUUUUGGGCGCUGUGGUGACAUCAAACGAAUCAUUAUGGGGCUUGACAAGGUCCGCAAAACACCCUGCGGCUUUUGUUUUGUUGAAUAUUAUACUAGGACAGAUGCAGAAAUGGCAAUGCGAUACGUAAACGGUACACGGCUAGAUGACAGAAUUAUUAGAACAGACUGGGACGCUGGAUUUGUUGAGGGCAGACAGUAUGGUCGUGGAAAGUCCGGUGGACAGGUUCGAGAUGAAUACAGAACAGAUUUUGACGAGGGAAGAAUGGGCUAUGGGAAAAUUGUUUCCUCCAAAAUCAAAACUCGUGAAAGCAUAUGAUCCCAUUAAAAGAUAUCCUGGGAUCUCUAGUUUCAACAAACAAGAACUUGUGCUUCUCCCCCUAUUCUAGACUCUGCAUCUUCCUGGACACGACCUUGUGGAAUAGAUACAUUGUGCAUUGCGUUCUUUGUUUGUGUGUUUUUUUAUAUCAGAAUUUACCUUUAAUUGUCUCGUUGUACAAACAAUUGUUGUAAAACAAUGUAAUACCAUUAAUAGUUUGAUAGUUAGCAUUUGUGUUUGAUUAUUUUAAACAACAUACAUGUGUAUAUGUAGGAAGUUGUUAAUGAAAACAGAUGCGUGCCGUUAAAAAAGAGGGAGGGGGGCAUUGAGACUUCAUCCAAAACACUUAAAUAUAAACAUUUGUGUUUUUAUACCUAAAAUGUGUUAUCCACCAUUCCAACAGACUGAUAUGUUCAGGUUAGCAUGCAUAUGUAGAUUUGCAAUGUUUUUUUUAUUAAGGCAGUAAAAGUAUGAAUGACCUAAAAUAAUAUUGUAAUAGGUAAUAUGUUUGACCUAAUGGUUCAGAGCCCUGUCUUACAACAAAUUUAAGUUAUACCUGAAUAUUUGCUCAAAACAAAUAUACAAUAAUAUCAGUAUAAUCCUAAAAUAGAGGACAUAUGAAAAAUGAAAAGGAACUCCAUAGAAUUACUGAAAUUAACUAUUCAUUGAAUUAGUGCAUAGCGAUUAUACUCAUUCACAAACUUAAAUGGUAACAUAAAUUUGUUGUGCAGGAUUUCAGGUUGAUUUUAGCCUCUGUUUAUAUGACGUGUUGUACAUAAUUAAAAUCUAUCAAUGUCAUUUUGUUGUACAUAUUAAAUUGUAGUUUUAAUGUUGUUCAAAGCCAUAUGUAUAAGAAUUGUAAAAAAUAACAAUUGAGUGUUUGUUAAUUUCCAAAGCUGUACACUGAUCAGUUUAUAUCUGAUUUGUUUAUCAGUAAUAUACUUUUUGAACUUUGUUGAGCUUACAAUCUUUGUUUUUUGGUCAAAUACCUUCGUUAAUUGCCAGUUAGUUUCAGUAAAGUAGUAGUUGUUUUGAUGUUUGAUGUAUUGUUUACAACAAAUGCUGCUGUUCUUUUCAUAUAAAAUUGUGUAGCAUUUUUAUUUCGACGAUAUACAGCUUCUGUUUUAUCCAUUUGCCAUCGUCUAACAUGCUUAAAAGUGAAAUUAUAGCAUAAGCUUUUGUAAAGUUAUUGUCAGAACAUACUUGAUGUAAGUUCGCCUGAACAGGCUAUGUUAGCCCAGGUGAGCUAUUGUGGCCAGUCAACUGAGAGUGUCACGUGUCAAGCUUGUACUAAAAAUAACUUUUCUGCAACGAGGUGGUGAACUUUAACAAAGCAUGACUGAAAUGUUUGUAGGGUUGCGCUGUUCUGUGCUUACCAUGACAUUUCUUGGUUAGCUAAGGUGAGCGUCAAAGAGCCAUCAUGGCCCUCUUUUCUUGUAGGACAGGAACAUACAUUUUGCAACUGUCCUUAACAUGUAAAGGUUAGAAGAAAUAAAGGAAAAACUCGUU
Messenger RNA from Dreissena polymorpha, 2084 nucleotides. Its product is annotated as nuclear cap-binding protein subunit 2-like. Gene Ontology annotation, cellular component: nuclear cap binding complex. The record is from RefSeq and is a predicted model, not a curated record. Lineage: Eukaryota; Metazoa; Mollusca; Bivalvia; Myida; Dreissenidae. The transcript is spliced from 5 exons. Gene Ontology annotation, molecular function: RNA cap binding. Gene Ontology annotation, biological process: mRNA cis splicing, via spliceosome. The coding region runs from base 96 to 575 and encodes 159 amino acids.